Molecule: messenger RNA, 2533 nt
Organism: Coprinopsis cinerea okayama7#130
Lineage: Eukaryota; Fungi; Basidiomycota; Agaricomycetes; Agaricales; Psathyrellaceae
Product: NWD2
Exons: 6
Coding region: 26-2533 (835 amino acids)
Source: RefSeq, a predicted model, not a curated record
GGGUUCUCAGAUCCACGCCAGCAUCAUGCCGCUCUUCGACAAGGCAAAGAACUUCACUAUCAAUGGCGGUAAUUUCACCGACUACUCCAGCAAUGGAAUGGAACCGCUCGUCUACCUCAGGGAGUAUGCUGCCGCUGGUGCUGCCCACGACUCGGCAGAAAGAUACCCACCACCGCGAUGCCACAAAGCCACACGUGAACGCACCCUGAAGAUCAUCAUGGACUGGGUUAAGCAGACAAGGGAGGAGAGGAAGAAGCGCUCGUUCUGGCUCCAUGCACCGGUUGGUAUGGGGAAGACGACCAUCGCCCAGACCAUCGCAGAGGAAUGUGAGGCCACUGGGUACCUGGGCGCUGCCUUCUUCUUCUCUAGGCUGGUCAGCCAGAGGGAUCGGGCUGAGCGUUUUGUCGCCUCGCUCGCCCUCCAACUUGCGGAAUAUAUUCCCUCGCUCAAACCCCACAUCGAGGCAGCGAUCGUCAAGAAUCCUAAUAUCCUCACCAAAUCACUCCCUAUCCAGCUCCAGAAACUUGUCAUUGAACCAUUCAGAAAGAUCCCUCCCCCGGAUCACGACAAAACGGUCUUUAUCGACGGACUGGACGAAUGCGAGGGCGCGGAUCCCACACAGGACAGGGAGAGGGAACAGGCGUUGAUCCUCGAGCUCGUCCAGACCCUGCAAGAGGCCGACCUUCCUCUCAAUGUCGUCAUCCUCUCCCGGCCCGAGUCGUGGAUCGAAGAGGGCUUCGAAGAACUUGAAACUCUUGCCGCCAACACCGAGCGAUAUGACCUGUACGCAGAGAUGAACCACGACAACGACAUCGAGCGGUACUUUCGUGACAACAUCGAGCGAAUCCGAAAGUCUCCCAAACAUCGACGGGCCAUACGGGGACCUUGGCCUCCCGAGGAGUACAUCCACUGUAUCGUCCACCGUGCAUCCGGCCAGUUCGCAUAUGUCAGCACCGUCAUCCGUUUCAUCGAGGAUCCCUACGGGAACCCGGUGAACCGUCUAACAGCGCUCAUUGAAGGUUCCUACACGGGUGUUAGCUCCAAUCCCAUGGAGCAACUCUACAAUUUAUAUCGACAGAUACUAGAAACCUGUCCAAACCGAGGUGACAUGACGCAGGCUCUUGGGUGUCUCCUCGUGAUGCUCCAUAAGCUCCCGUACCAGGAAUGGCGCUCUACGACAGCGUACGACACGAUUGUUGCAGGAGAGGCUGGGGCCAUGACCCGAGCCCUCCGUGGAUUGCGUGCUGUAGUCUGCAUGCCGUCGUCACGGUCGCUUCCCAAUAUAGACCCUCUGGAUGCCGAGUCCUCACUGCCCUCGGCGCAGAAAACGGAGGAUUCAGCACUAAACCUCUAUCACAGCUCCUUCCUCGAGUUCUUAGGGGCAAAAUCUAGUAGUGGCAUUUUCUAUAUUGACGGGGGAUAUUGGCUUCUUUUCUUCGCGUAUCGGUGCUUGCGGUUCCUAUCCCAGUCGCACGCGGUUAACCAUCCUUCCGAAGUAGUUGAUCUGGCACGGUACCUAUGGCCAUGUGGAUUUAGAAGUUUGUCCCUCGCCAAUCCAGCAAUCCCAGAUUCUGCAACUGUAUACAGUCAUCUGCGCAGCGAAUUCAUCUCGCAUUUUCUUGCUCACCGCGAUAUUUUUGGGGCACUAACGCGUGUAGUUCCGCUCUGCAUUCCAUCGAACUUCCUGUUGGAAUGGGCUCUCCUUGGUUUGGACCUCCCAUCCACCAUACACAGGUGCAUCACCCACUGGUGUCAAGGUUACGAGCGCCACGUCCGGAGCAAAAUAUGUGACAUGUCUGCCCAAGACCGAUCAUUGUUUGAGCGACUCCUUGGCGGCGUUCUUUCUUCGACUCUCCGGACCAAUGGAGCCAACUGCUUUCGACUUUGCCACGAUCGUCUUUAUUUCGAGGAUACGGAUUUACUCAAUCUCCUUGAAAGCAACGGAUUGCUCCCUGUGGCAGCCAUCGCAUUUUCAAUUCCAGACACGACUCAGCUUCGUGAAUUCUACCCCGUCCUAUCCUUCAAUUAUAUCACGGCGGAUUUCCUCUGCCUGUUGGCGCGUAUCAUGGGCUAUGGGCACCUCCAGGGGCCUACAAGCACCCAGUUUCCAGUCACACUGUCCAAAGCACUGUGGAAAUUGCUCCUUGAACUUUCGGAAGUACAGAAUUUGAAAUAUGACUCCUGGGAAAUUAUCUUCUCACCUUCUGACCUUGACUUCCUUUCUCAACCUGCUCUACUGUGCGACUCGGAGUCGGUCCAGACAGUACUCGAUUUUUGCGAAGCCGUUGAAAGGACACUUCCCUGCACCUACUUCCACGACUCGGGGAAUCCUGUCGCUACAUAUAAGGCACUGUAUGAUACAUUCCGACAGGAUCCCUAUGGCUUCGUUAGUCGAAACGAAGUGGCUAGAAAAGGAAAUGGCGUGAAGGUCAACUUUGGCCUGCCUGGGCCGGCCAUUGCUUUGUGGAGGAGACGUGGGUCCCGGCAGCCCUGUAACUCGCGCGAGUACAGAAAUCCGGCACUUCCGUUUUAG